Molecule: messenger RNA, 1523 nt
Organism: Eupeodes corollae
Lineage: Eukaryota; Metazoa; Arthropoda; Insecta; Diptera; Syrphidae
Product: battenin-like
Exons: 6
Coding region: 181-1413 (410 amino acids)
Biological process (GO): regulation of intracellular pH; lysosome organization
Cellular component (GO): membrane; lysosome
Source: RefSeq, a predicted model, not a curated record
CUAUUUAGGUUUGUUAUCUCUAUCUAGACGUGUUUUUGUACUUUUUGAAAGACAUUACUCGUGUUUUCACUUUCGUGGGCGAGACAAGUCUGUUCAUCGCGUUAUUCCUUCUAAAAUAGGCUGUUGUCGGUUUAUUUGAAAUUUGAAUGUUCUAAGGGAUUCAAAUAAAAUUAAGAAAAUAUGACAGCGGCAAAACAUAAAGACACGGAAAGUGCUGAAGAAUCUCCUGAAGACAAACAAGUUUGGAGAGAUUUGGUUGGAUUUUGGAUCCUUGGCUUGUGCAAUAAUUUCGGUUACGUUGUUAUGCUGAGUGCUGCCCACGAUAUUAUAGCUCGAUUUGAUACUCAGACAAAACAUGUUGAAGAAGUCAAAAGUGAAGUUCUACAGCGACAAUGUCAUAUCGUCAGUACUGGUGCUAUACUUUUAGCUGAUGUGGUACCAGGCCUUGUAGUCAAGGUAAUCGUUCCAUUCUUACCGUUUUGGGUUAAUACAAGAGUUAUAUCGGCUAUAUUCCUAACUUCAAUGAGCUUUUUGUUGGUUGCAUUUGCUAACAGUGAUGUGAUUGCAAUUAUAGGUGUUGCGUGUACUUCUGCUGCGUGUGGCAUUGGAGAGUCAACAAUUCUAGCAUAUACUUCAAAUUAUAACAAAAAUACUCUUUCAACAUGGUCAUCUGGUACUGGAGGUGCUGGAAUAAUUGGUUCCAUUGCCUAUGCGGGGCUUGUAGCUAUAGGUUUAAACUCAAGGGACACAAUGUUAAUUAUGAUGUCGGUUCCACUUCUGCAGUGUGUAGCAUUUUGGGUAAUUUUGCGAAAACCCCAAGAAAAAAGCGAUACUGCCAUCUCUGUCAUUGAUAUGUCUGAAGAUUCCCAAAAACUUGAAGGCUAUUUGGAAAGGCUUAAGUACAUGUCAAAGUUACUGAAGUACAUGAUUCCAUUAUUGUUUGUGUACUUUUUCGAAUAUUUCAUAAAUCAAGGAUUGUUUGAAUUGGAGUACUUUGAAAAUUCAUUCCUCGACAAAGAAGCUCAAUAUCGUUGGUUAUGUGUGGACUAUCAAAUUGGAGUCUUCAUAUCACGUUCUUCGGUGAAUCUGAUAAGUUUCCGACAAAUUUGGAUUCUAUCGUUGCUGCAAUUCUUCAAUGUUGUCUAUUUCUUGACUGAAGUUAUAUACUUUUAUUCACCAACUAUUUGGAUACCCUUUGCUGUGGUCUUGUGGGAAGGUCUACUUGGCGGUGGGGCAUAUGUGAAUACGUUUUAUAGAAUGGCCAAGGAUAUUCCACAAUCAAGGAGGGAGUUUGCAAUUGGUGUGACUGUCCAGGCUGACUCGCUGGGGAUCAUGAUAGCUGGAUUCCUGGCUUUGCCGGUGCAUAAUGCUAUUUGUAGAAUGCCAGAAUACAAGAGACUUACAUUUUCGUAAGGCAGUUUUAGGUUGGCAUACGAUUCGAUUCUAGUUUUAAGAAAUAUUUACCUGUAAGAUAAAAAGUAUUAUUAUUAAAUAAUUAUGCGAAAACGUAAUAAUGUUAAUAA